CUUGCACAAUUAGUGGCUGACUAAAUACUUUUUUGCCCCACUGUAUAUAGGCCAAACUGAAAUACAGAUCUUCAGAGUAGUGCAGUAGUACCCUCCACCCUUCACAUCCCCAGUAUAGAAGGACUAAUAUCCAUAAUAGUUAGGCCCUGAUUAGAAGAAAAUAGUUUCCUAGUUUGUGACCGAUCCCCAAGAUGUCAUAGCCUGGUCUGUAUAUGCUUCCGCCUUCUCCCCAGACUACUCUCCAGCCAGAGUUACCUUCUCCCCAGACUACUCCCCAGCCAGAGUUACCUUCUCCCCAGACUACUCCCCAGAUUACUCCCCAGCCAGAGUUACCUUCUCCCCAGACUACUCCCCAGCCAGAGUUACUUUCUCCCCAGACUACUCAGCCAAAGUUACCUUCACCCCAGAUUACUCCCCAGCCAGAGUUACCUUCUCCCCAGACUACUCCCCAGCCAGUUACCUUCACCCCAGACUACUCCCCAGCCAGUUACCUUACCCCAGACUAUUCCCCAGCCAGAGUUACCUUCACCCCAGACUACUACUCCUCAGCCAGAGUUACCUUCACCCCAGAUUACUCCUCAGCCAGAGUUACCUUCACCCCAGACUACUCCCCAGCCAGAGUUACCUUCACCCCAGACUACUCCCCAGCCAGAGUUACCUUCUCCCCAGACUACUCCCUAGACAGAGUUACCUUCACCCCAGACUACUCCUCAGCAAGAGUUACCUUCACCCCAGACUACUCCUCAGCCAGAGUUACUUUCACCCCAGACUACUCCUCAGCCAGAGUUACCUUCACCCCAGACUACUCCUCAGCCAGAGUUACCUUCACCCCAGACUACUCCCCAGCAAGAGUUACCUUCUCCCCAGACUACUCCUCAGCCAGAGUUACCUUCACCCCAGACUACUCCUCAACUAGAUGUACCUUCUCCCCAGAUUACUCCUCAGCCUGUCAGAGUUGAUAAAAGCACAUACAGAUGUGAGGCCAGGCUAAAGCUUUCAUGCCAGUGCAUGCAGUAACAUUGAAACUAGUAGAGCAGUCCUGCUACCUGCUGGGCUAAUGCUACCUACCCACUGCUAUGUGAUCCAGUUUCACCAUGCAACAGAACCCACUGUUUCCGGCCAGCCAGCCAAGCUCUACUGUGGAGUGCUGGUUGCUCAGGCCUAUCAAAUGUCCUCGAAAUGAAAUGAGCUGUUUUAUCGCCUCACCCUAACCCAGUGGCAGCUGUGCCCCGGGCAUCCAAUUACCUACUGACUGAGAUACAUCUCUCUCCCUUCCCUGGCCUGGGCCUUCUGGUGGCUGCUGCGUCAUGAUUGGACCAGCAGCUGUCCAUCACAGGGCCAACCUGCUGUUCUGCUCUGUGAUUUGGUCCAAUUGAAUACUGUGAGGUCUUCAUGAGCAGGGUCUCUGCAGGGUCAUUCAGCUUCCUGACUUGCAGGACACAAGGCUAAGGUGGAAAAAGAAUGUGCUAUUCUGUUCAUCUGCUCUUAUCCUUUUCUCUGCCCUAAAUUCCUGUUUUGAGUGGGAACAUUUGUCUGUUUCAUGAGCCGAAGCAUUAUUAUCACCUUGUUCGUGGAAAAAGGGAAGAGAAUCUGUGGUAUGACUUAAAGAUUGCUAUACACCAGCGGAACCCAUCCAACUUGAAGGAGCUGGAGCA
Messenger RNA from Oncorhynchus tshawytscha (Chinook salmon), 1655 nucleotides. RefSeq names its product extensin-like. NCBI's taxonomy places the organism in Eukaryota, Metazoa, Chordata, Actinopteri, Salmoniformes, Salmonidae. Bases 213 to 959 code for a protein of 248 amino acids. The record is from RefSeq and is a predicted model, not a curated record. The transcript is spliced from 2 exons.